Molecule: messenger RNA, 1417 nt
Organism: Neogale vison (American mink)
Lineage: Eukaryota; Metazoa; Chordata; Mammalia; Carnivora; Mustelidae
Product: transport and Golgi organization protein 1 homolog
Exons: 16
Coding region: 15-1319 (434 amino acids)
Biological process (GO): protein secretion; endoplasmic reticulum to Golgi vesicle-mediated transport; vesicle cargo loading
Cellular component (GO): endoplasmic reticulum membrane; endoplasmic reticulum exit site
Source: RefSeq, a predicted model, not a curated record
CCUCAUUGUCUCAAAUGGUAUUUCAGCUUGUCCUUUCCUUGCCUGACCAUUUCUGUGUUGGCCCUGAUGUGAUUGAAGUUCUGUGGAAGCUUCUCAUUAUAACUGCCUGCUUGGGAACCUGUGCCUUUCUCAUUUACCUGUGGAGAACCAUCCUCGCUGUAAAGCCUCGACAAUAUGAAGACCAAAUAAAGAGUAAUAUUAAUCAGGUGCAAAGGGAAAUCAAGGAAAUUGAAAAAACCAUAGCCAGUUGGGAGGAGAAGAUCAGCGAAGCAGGGAAAGAAGCGCAUAGGAAGAGACAGCCUAAGGUUUCCCUUGGCGAAAUAAAUAAAUGGAAAGUCCAAGAUGAAUUGGAUGAUGAAGUGCUGAGAGCCGUCACAUGCAAAAACCAAGAACUGAAAGUUCUCAGGUCAUGGCACAAACACACAAAAGGAAACUCAUCCUUUACAGAGAGCGAAAGGUUCCUGGAAGUCCGGUAUAAUGCCCUGAGUUCUCAGAAAACAGCUAAAGAAGCGGAAUUGAACCUGCUAAGGAAGAAAGUGGAUAUGAUGGUGGAGUUCAGUGAACAACAAAAACGGACUGCAGAAGAGAAGUUAGAAGAGACCAUUAAUGAAAUGAAUGCAACCAGGAAUGAGCUGUCAGCUGCCAAAGAAAAGCUGAAGGUGACUGAAGAUGAAAUGGAGAAGUAUAGACAACAAGUGGAAGACAUGCAGCACCAGCUGCCAGAGGCGGAGUUGACCUUCCAAAGCCAGAUCGCAGUCCAGGAGAGGAAUGCUGUGGCUAACUGGAUGAGGGCUCGGGAUUGGGAGAGGAGGAUAGUGCAGCAGAGCAGGGAGAACGCCUACCUGAAACACAGAUUGCGCAUGAUAGAUGGGGAGAUGCUGCCUGUGGGACCCACGCGUCGCGGACCGAUGCCGGGAAGGCCUGAGUUCCAGAAGCCUCUGUGGCAAGCACCUAGACCGGUUCCCGGGAUGAACAGCCGCACCGGCCCUCAAAAGGGCCCCGAGAUGCCUACGGUCGGUACAGGUGUGGGAGUGUUUCCUCAUUGCCCAGGUCCCCUCUGUAUGCCCUACCGCAUGGGGCAGAAUAUACCAGGCUUUCCUCCUCCUCCUCCAGCUCCACACUGGGGGACCACGGGCCUCGGCCCCAUCGCGUUCCUCCACCACACGGGCUUCCUUUCCGCUCAGAAGCCUGUGGAGCUCAAGGGGACAAUAGCAGCCCUGUGCCCAAGAAGGUCCCAGAGGAGAACCAAGAACCGCAUCGGGCGCACGGAGGUGGAGAAAGCCCUGAGCGAACAUCCGGCGUGGCAGGAUCAGCUGUGAGGAGCAGCCAGGACCUGAAUGGAAGGAGUUAAGGAGGACACAGAGGUCCUUGUGUCUGUUGUUGGCACUAAUGCAGGAGCUAGAGGUGUUAGAUGAGC